AGUGCGCGCUGGCCUUCGCCAAGAAGCACCAGCUCAAGGUGCACCUGCUCACGCACGGCGGCGGUCAAGGCCGGCGGCCCUUCAAGUGCCCGCUGGAGGGCUGCGGCUGGGCCUUCACAACGUCCUACAAGCUUAAGCGGCACCUGCAGUCGCACGACAAGCUGCGGCCCUUCGGCUGUCCGGUGGGCGGCUGUGGCAAGAAGUUCACUACGGUCUAUAACCUCAAGGCGCACAUGAAGGGCCACGAGCAGGAGAGCCUGUUCAAGUGCGAGGUGUGCGCCGAGCGCUUCCCCACGCACGCCAAGCUCAGCUCCCACCAGCGCAGCCACUUCGAGCCCGAGCGCCCUUACAAGUGUGACUUUCCCGGCUGUGAGAAGACAUUUAUCACGGUGAGUGCCCUGUUUUCCCAUAACCGAGCCCACUUCAGGGAACAAGAGCUCUUUUCCUGCUCCUUUCCUGGGUGCAGCAAGCAGUAUGAUAAAGCCUGUCGGCUGAAAAUUCACCUGCGGAGCCAUACAGGUGAAAGACCAUUUAUUUGUGACUCUGACAGUUGUGGCUGGACCUUCACCAGCAUGUCCAAACUUCUAAGGCACAGAAGGAAACAUGAUGAUGACCGGAGGUUUACCUGCCCUGUCGAAGGCUGUGGGAAAUCGUUCACGAGGGCAGAGCAUCUGAAAGGCCACAGCAUAACCCACCUAGGCACAAAGCCAUUCGAGUGUCCUGUGGAAGGAUGUUGCGCAAGGUUCUCCGCUCGUAGCAGUCUGUACAUUCACUCUAAGAAACACGUGCAGGAUGUGGGUGCUCCGAAAAGCCGUUGCCCGGUCUCUACCUGCAACAGACUCUUCACCUCCAAGCACAGCAUGAAGGCACACAUGGUCAGACAGCACAGCCGGCGCCAAGAUCUCUUACCUCAGCUAGAAGCUCCGAGUUCUCUUACUCCUAGCAGUGAACUCAGCAGCCCAGGCCAAAGCGAGCUCACUAACAUGGAUCUUGCUGCGCUCUUCUCUGACACACCUGCCAAUGCUAGUGGUUCUGCAGGUGGGUCGGACGAGGCUCUGAACUCCGGAAUCCUGACUAUUGACGUCACUUCUGUGAGCUCCUCUCUGGGAGGGAACCUCCCUGCUAGUAAUAGCUCCCUAGGGCCAAUGGAACCCCUGGUCCUGGUGGCCCACAGUGAUAUUCCCCCGAGCCUGGACAGCCCUCUGGUUCUCGGGACAGCAGCCACGGUUCUGCAGCAGAGCAGCUUCAGUGUGGAUGACGUGCAGACUGUGAGUGCAGGAGCAUUAGGCUGUCUGGUGGCUCUGCCCAUGAAGAACUUGAGUGACGACCCACUGGCUUUGACCUCCAAUAGUAACUUAGCAGCACACAUCACCACACCGACCUCUUCAAGCACCCCCCAAGAAAAUGCCAGUGUCCCGGAACUGCUGGCUCCAAUCAAGGUGGAGCCGGACUCGCCUUCUCGCCCAGGAGCAGUUGGGCAGCAGGAAGGAAGCCAUGGGCUGCCCCAGUCCACAUUGUCCAGCCCAGCAGAGCAGCACGGUGCCCAGGACACAGAGCUCAGUGCAGGCACUGGCAACUUCUAUUUGGAAAGUGGGGGCUCAGCAAGAACUGAUUACCGAGCCAUUCAACUAGCCAAGGAAAAAAAGCAGAGAGGAGCGGGGAGCAAUGCAGGCACCUCACAGUCUACUCAGAGAAAAAUAAAAGAAGGCAAAAUGAGUCCUCCCCAUUUCCACGCAAGCCAGAGCAGUUGGUUGUGUGGGAGCCUUGUGGUGCCCAGCGGAGGACAGCCAGGACCAGCUCCACCUGCUGGGGUGCAGUGCGGGGCGCAGGGCGUCCAGGUCCAGCUGGUGCAGGAUGACCCCUCCGGCGAAGGUGUCCUGCCCUCAACCCGCGGCCCAGCCGCCUUCCUCCCCUUCCUCACUGUGGACCUGCCCGUCUACGUCCUCCAGGAGGUGCUCCCCUCAUCUGGAGGCCCUUCUGGACCGGAGGCCACCCAGUUCCCAGGAAGCACUAUCAACCUGCAGGACCUGCAGUGAUGGCAGCCUCGGCCUGGGCAGGCCCAAGGCCACGGUCUAGGACUCACCUUCCCUGAGAGUCAGAUGACAUGAGCCUGGGGAGACCUCAUUUGGUUUCCAUUCAGAAGACCAGCAUAGCCCUUUUGAGACUUUUGGGUACAUUUAUCAAAAUGUUUUCCUUUUGUUUUACCAGGAACGAGUUUGGGCUGUACUCUUUGAAACUGCCUUUGUGAGCAAUGUGCUUUGGCAAGACAAGGGUCUCCUUCAGCAGGGCUGGGUGCACAACAGCCCCUUUCCCCGUGUCCCAUUGAUCUGAGCUGUGUAGCACUUGUUGCAUUACAAGGAAAAAGACUUCUGCAGGAAAUAGGGUAGAGAACAGGCUCUGUAGUCAGAUGCAACUUGAUCUGUGGCAAAACCAAGUGGGGUCUUUCAGCUUCAGUGUGUGAGCAUCCCAGCACCUGGGAUGGGGUUUGUGGGAAAGUUGGUUUUGCCACACUGUAGGACCCAGGAGGUCCCAUUGCCACAGUGAAGCCAAAUUCUAGCCCAAGUCUGGCAGAGCAGUUGGGCAGCUAGCUUUUUGGGGAGAAUGAUGUGGUGGGACAGAGGACCUCAGUGGCCUAUUACAGAGCCCUCUUUCCCAGACUAAAUUCAUAGCUGAGAGCUUGGGGGUAUAGUAGAGUUAAAAUUUUAAGUAAUUUUCUAAACUCUGUAUUUGGGUAUUAAUGUCUAAAUGGUAAUUUGACAAUAGUUUAUAAAGUGAUGUUUUGAAUACCAUAAAUUACGUGUAGGACUGUGA
Molecule: messenger RNA, 2811 nt
Organism: Mandrillus leucophaeus (drill)
Lineage: Eukaryota; Metazoa; Chordata; Mammalia; Primates; Cercopithecidae
Gene: ZXDC
Product: ZXD family zinc finger C
Exons: 10
Coding region: 234-2036 (600 amino acids)
Biological process (GO): regulation of transcription by RNA polymerase II
Cellular component (GO): nucleus
Molecular function (GO): transcription coregulator activity
Source: RefSeq, a predicted model, not a curated record